GUUCAUAAAGUUGCACAUGAAAAUUCACAUGAACAUAUUUCUGUUGCUCCUACCAUUUCAGCUACCGGGUCGUAUAUUCCACGCUUAAUUAUUUAUAAAGGUGUUUGUGUAAUUCCUGGCUUGUUAGAAGGUGCAUCUCCAGGAACUCCCUCUGAAAUUCCUUUUGCUAAAUUAAAAAGUGAAUAUGCUAAGGAGAGUAACAAAUAUAAAAACCAUAGUGGCAAGGUGGUAACAAAACAUACUUUUGCAAAAGUUUUUGGCCCUGCUUUUCUCAAAACCUAUAAGCCUUUAGCCAUUUGCAAUGCCUACAAAAGCACAAGAAUAUGGCUCUUAAAUCCUGAGGCUAUUAGUUCAGACCGUUUGGACCCUUCUCUAGCAACAAAGCGAUUUGAUAUUGUACCUUCAAAUGACCAACCUUCUGCACAACAAAAUGAGUCGCUUCUGUUACCUUCAAAUAUUCAACCUUCUACGCAAUCAGAUAAAUCACCUUCGCAAUCGUCUACUAAUUUAAAUCACCAUCUUACUCGUUCAAAUACUUUCCUAUUGGAAAAAGAAAAAGAAAUUCUUUUAACUAAAAAUAAUUUUCUUAAAAAUGAAAAUGAACUAUUAAAAGUUCAGUUUGUAGCAAUGAAAGAAGAAUUAGAAACUUAUAAGAAUCCUGGCACAUGCUCUCUUCAUUCUGCUCUGAAGUACCUGGUUUCUCGAAUUUCGAAUGCUGAAACCCCUAAAGCUUCUUUAGAUCCACAUGAAUCUGAGUUACCUUUCCCUAAAAAAAGAAAAACUCUUCCGUUUGCACAACUUCUUACUUCCAAAGACAGUUGGCAACAACUAAAAAUGGCAAAUGAAGUAGCAAACAAAAAAGUCACUGAAGCUAAUCGAAAAAAGGAAGAGCAGGA
Molecule: messenger RNA, 896 nt
Organism: Cetraspora pellucida
Lineage: Eukaryota; Fungi; Glomeromycota; Glomeromycetes; Diversisporales; Gigasporaceae
Source: the annotation of a GenBank genome assembly